GCUAUUUUUCUUUUUUAUUCUGUGUUGGUCAAGAACGAUAAAACAAGUUGUGACAUCCUGUCAGAUGUUUGGCACAUUACAUUGAUGGCUUGCCUCCAUGUUAUUUUUCUUUUAAUUUUCUGCUCUCCAAAAAAAUCUUGUAUUAACACACCCUUGAAUUAGCAUAUUUCUAAAAAUAUUGAAUAGUGCAUGUGUAGCUUUAAAGUAUUCUUCAAUUACACCCCUUUUUGCUGCUUGAUACGUCUGAAGAAUCCAAAAUUCAACAGUGUCUGUGAAAAUGAGAAUUCUCCCAAUGAAGCUGGAACAAGAGGAACUCAGAUGGUGAAAACUGGUGAAGCACACACAUUUGCCAACAGCUUCUCUGACAUCAUUACAAACACUGCAGGAUGUCACGACAUGAAAGGGUCAAAUUUAUUUUUCCCAGUGGCUUAUGAUCUCUUAUCUAGGCGUUGUAAACUACAGCAAUUGAUAGACUGCUCUAACAUAUUUUGGGCCAGAAUAGUUCUAGUCUGAAAAUGGCACCAAAAAUCAAAAGUCAAUUUCUUUGAAAGUCUCCAUGUUUCUAAUUUAACUGAAAAUACCUCAUCAAACCAUUCUAGUUAUAUAAUUUCAAUCUAAUACAUCAGUAAAUGACAAGCAACUGUUUUACACCCUUUUGUUUUUUCAGUUUUGUGUCCACUAGCAGAAAAUUUUCCACUCAAAAAUUUUUCACUCAAAAUAUACCAUUCAGCUUCAGAAUCAUAGAAUGGUUUGAGUUGGAAGAGACCUUGUUCCAACCCCCUUGCAGGACAAAGAAACCUUUUGCUUUCUAGGUAAUUCUCUGAGAACAUCAAUGGUGUAAUAGGACACCUUUUGAGAAGGGCGCAAAAGAAUCUCUAUAUUUUCUUGGAAAUAUCUUGAAACUCACUAAUGAAAAUAUUUACCAUCCAUGUCAUAAGACACAACAUUAAUUACUGAGAUUUUAAGCAAAUCCCCAGUGCCUAAAAUUCAUCCAGUAUUAUUAACCACCUAUUAAUAUCAUAGUCAAAGAAAGGACUGCCUCGUUUUAAGACACCAGACUAGAAAACGUAUGCUUAAUUCCCAGUUUUCUAUCUAAAUAUAUUUUAACAAGCUAUUUAAAUGCCCUGGUGCUCAGUUGCCACUCACAAAUCAUUAGCAUAAUCACCCAUUUUACAGAUGUGCUUUGUAAACAGACAUUCAAAUCCUACAAUACUAAUGGUACGAACUCAUAUAAAGAGAACUUUAUAGAAUCAUAGAAUCACUUGGUUGGAGAAGACCUUUGAGAUCAUCGCGUCUAACCAUACCUGUCCAGUACUAAACCAUAUCUCUGAGUACUCCAUUAAUUAUUAAAAUGAAGGAAUAAACAGGUAACAUGAAAAAACAGGAAAAAUAUAUAUUCUAUAGAAUACAUAUUCUGUUCUAUAGAACACUUUUUAAUAUAAUUUAAAUAUUUAGACUAUAGCUUCACUACAUUUUUCUAACUAAUUCUAAAACAUUAGCCUUACAGAAGUUCCUGUCGGUUUAGUUCAUCCAAUGAGAGGGGGAGGAGGAAGAACUCUAACUUAUUAAAAUGCUUUCUGCAAAAGUGAUGCAAUUUGAUGCUCUUUCUGGGUUUAACUGCUUACUUAAGUACUCGGUCACAAACUUUAAGCACUGUUCCAGAAUCGUGAGGAAACCCAAAAUGGAGGAAGCUGUGGAAUUCCUUUCAGAGCUCUUGAGCACAUGCUGAGCAAACCCACUUUCCUCUGGAAAGGAGAGGAUUGUGGUUUUCCAAGUUUGAUGAUGAUUACUUUUCUUUGACUACUAUUAGAUCAUGCCUUCUAGAGGCAGAUCAUCACAGCUCAGGAUUACACUUCUGAACAAGCAGGAAUGUUGCUUUUGGAAAAAAAUAAGAAACUACUGGCAUUUUGAAAAAGUAACUCAGAGAAUGAAAGAAAGACGUGAACUACAAACCUGAAUGCAACCUGAAAGGUCCAAACAGAUGAGCUCGUGACAGCCCUUUCCAGAGCCCAGGGAUCCUGCACACCCCAGCUGUGCCUCUUCAGAUCUGUACAACACUGACUAAGACUGUCCUGAAAUCACAACUGUUCCAGCUGUCACAGAAAAUAACUGGGGCCAGCUGAAUGUCAGGAUGCAAGUAGUUACUAUUACACUACUGCUUCUUCUUUGUAAAGCAUUUGACUGUAGGAAGACAAGGAAUAGGAGUCUGAGAAACAAUGAAAGGGAAAACAUCUUAAGGAAAGCAUCUAGCACUGUUAAGCGCAAUGCCCAAGGCCUCCCAUGUGAUAUAUACACUUAUCUUCAUGAGAAAUACCUAGAUUGUCAGGAAAGAAAAUUGAUUUUUGUGUCAUCUGAUUGGCCAGAGGAUUUAAAACACAUGCUGCUAGCAAGAAACAGGAUUCGUAAGUUGAAGAACAAUAUGUUUUCCAAGUAUAAAGUACUGAAAAGUCUGGAUUUACAACAGAAUGAUAUAUCGAAAAUUGAGAGUGAGGCUUUUUUUGGUUUGAAUAAACUUACCACACUCUUACUUCAGCACAACCAAAUUAAGAGUUUAUCUGAGGAGAUUUUUAUUUAUACCCCCAGUCUAAACUAUCUACGUCUUUAUGAUAAUCCCUGGCAUUGCAACUGUGAACUAGAAACUCUUGUUACAAUGCUACAGGUUCCAACGAACAGGAACUUGGGAAAUUAUGCCAAGUGUGUGCACCCUAUAGAACUGAAAAACCAAAAGCUAAAGCAGAUAAAAGCCGAACAGCUAUGUAGUGAAGAAGACAGACAGGAUCCCCAAAACAUAAAACAGAAGCCUGAAGCUGUCAAACCAGAAUUCGAUUCGUCUUUGUGCCACAUGUAUGUGUUUCCUGCCCCAACUCUGAACUGCAAAAGAAAAGAUUUAAAGAAAGUUCCAGGUAACAUACCUCCAGAUAUAGUAAGACUUGACCUGUCCAGCAACAAAAUUAGACAACUACGAGCCAAAGAAUUUGAAGAUGUCAGUGAACUGAAGAUAUUAAACCUAAACAGUAAUGGAAUAGCUUACAUUGAUCCUGCUGCUUUCUCAGGCCUCAAUAACUUAGAGGAGCUGGAUCUAUCAAACAACAGCUUGCAGAAUUUUGAAUAUGGAGUUCUGGAAGAUCUUUACUUUCUGAAAAUACUGUGGCUGAGAGAGAAUCCUUGGAGAUGUGAUUACAACAUACAUUACCUUUUCUACUGGUUAAAGCAUCACUACAACGUUCACUACAAUGGCCUAGAAUGCAAAAUGCCUGAGGAAUACAAAGGAUGGUCUGUUGGAAAAUAUGUUCGAAGUUAUUAUGAGGAGUGCCCAAAAGACAAGCUGCCCAUUUAUCCAGAAACUUUUGAUGUGGACAAAGAUGAUGAGGAAUGGGAACGACACAAAGAACAAUCAAUUCAAACAGUAAAGCAGCAUGGUGUAAUUGUCACUGUGAUAGGCUAAAAAGAGGAUUAUUUUUUUUUUUAGUACAUUCAAAUAUUUGAUAUUCUGACAAAGAAAAACAUGCUGUUUACAUUUUUGUUAAUGAUAUUGAUUGUUUGUAGGACUACCUGCCUACAAGGAUUUCUGUUUAUUGCAGUUAGCAAUUACAGAAUGGCAUUAGCUAUACCGCAUCCUUCAUCAAGUAAUUGUUUCUGACAAUUUAUCCUGGAUAUUUUUGUGAAAUAUUUUGGCAAGUAUUUGAAACUAUACAGUAGAAAUUUGUAGACACGAAUGUACAUAAUGUGGCAGGGAGGAGCUGUCAUGUGUGAAUACAUCUUAUGCAUUGACACAGAACUUGCUGCAGAAUUGUGACCAAGACAUUUUUCUUGAAUGUAUUGACAGUUCUUUGUAUCCAUCAGCUUCCUGAAAUAUUUCCAGAAAACAUUUCUACAAUUUUUUAAUCAGCUUCUUGUUGUUUUAUUGUAUAAAAAAACCAAACAAACUGAAGACUACCUUUAAUACAGUUCUCAAAAAAAAAAAAAAAAAGGAACAGCAGUCAUUAUAAUGAUUAGGAUUCAAACCCAGAAGCUGAGUUCUAGCGCACAAUGUGCUAGUGUUCCUGUUUAGUCUUGAGAGGAUAGCUUGGCCUCUGUCUCUUCUGUACCUGAGCUACCUGGAAGCAGAGGUAGCCAAGGCAUGGUUGCUUCCCAAGAUCCAUCUCCCCAUGCUCGUAUUGGCCCUGUUUGGGUUUUGCAGUAGGCAGAGCUGAAGUCCUUCAAGGAAGCAUUUUAGGUUGUUAUGUCAGUUUGGCAGAGAUUACAUGACAUCAGUUCUAGGUGAAGAACAUGUGAUGGCUGCUGUGGUGUGUGUCCAACACAUCAGUGCCCACCGAGACUGAAGGUACGUAUGCUUUUGAGUGCUCACUAAAAGUAUGGAACAUUCUCAAAGGCCACCCUUCAUCCAGCUCAUUUGUAAAAAGCACCCACAGGCACCUCCUUCUCACACAGCUGCCUAUGUGAAUGUACAUUCAUCAAAAACUGUAAUUAUUCUAAUACUAUGGUAACAGAGCUGUACAAAUGACCCAGCUAAGUAGGCAAUAUCUCAUAGGAUAAAAUUCUUUGCUUCAUAAUAUAUUGGCUAGAAGUUCUUAAAAAAAAUGUUUUUACCUAAUAACUAUUCUCAGCUUUUACAUAAUACUGUCUUGUUUUUAAUUUCUGCAUCAGUUAAUAUUGAACUAGCAGAACUAGUGCCUCUUAAAGAGGGAUAUUAUAAACCCUUUUUUUACACAUAGAAAGGGUAAGUAACUCCCCAGUCUUAUAUGGUGGACAACCAGGAGACACUGGGUUAAACUUCAGUAUUCCAAGCUCAAGCCCUAGACCAAAUUCCUGCUCUUAGAUCAGUAAGAAAUAUGUAAGUGCAGGAUAGAUAUACAGGGUUGGAACUUUAAAUAUCUGUUGGCUAUCAUGGAAGAAGUUCUUGAACACUCUGGGGAGAAAAUUUGCUCCUUUAAAGAUCUGCACACAAUUAUGGUGGUUGUGGAUUCCACUGGGUUUUAGCCACAAGCCCAAAAGGUCACACAUUUUGUUUCAGAAGUGCAAUACAAAGCACACAGUACUUUUAUGCUAACAUGAAAUAAAAGAACAACACUAAGGAAAAAUUCAGAAAUUAUUGAGGGUGGUAGGAAUGCAAGAAACUUUAAGCAAAUACAUCCUCUUAUUAACUGUAUUUUUAUGUCCUCCAUUAUUCAGGUUUGAACAUAUGUAAUGGUGCUUUACUGAAAAUUUAGCCAUUUCUUCCACAAUAUUUUCAAAAAAGUUUAUGGCAAUUGCAAUAGUACAUUACUCAUCUCUGCUCCUGGGAAUAUUUUAAGCAUUAUCUUAAUUAUUAAAGGCUAAUCCCAAUAAGACAGAACACAGAUGAAAAUGUCACUGGACCAGUAAUAUUCACUACAUGAGGCAUUUAAAAAUUAAAUAAAAAACUUAAAAGUGCUGAAAGAAAAAAAAACCUUACACAGGUAGUUGUUGUCAGCAUUAAGUACUUCUCCUUUCAGAUUCUGGAGGAUUAUUUUGGUACAGAUUGGAACUACCAGGAAUGAUUGAAAAGGACAGACAAUGGAACCACAGUAGAACAUGUGUUAUUGGCAGCACGACCGAUGCAGAGUAGGAAAAAAUGUUAGGUCAAUUUCUGCAAGCAGGUAGUAUUAAGAAAAAAAAUGUGUGGCUUGAGGUAGGCUAAAGCCUGUGUGGGAAAUGCAAUCCAGGAAAGGAAUGGAAUAUAGGGUAAAAGCUAGGUGAGAGGUUUCUGAUGUCUGUGGUCAGCAAAAUGUUAUCAGCUGAAAAAGCAGUCGAAUAAGACUGACCACAAGCAAUGCCCUAAUUCUUGCAAAUAACAAGUUCAAAGGUCCUGGAUAUUCCUAAACAGAUCAUGAAGUGUCUGUCAUGAUCAAGGAACCAAGGCUAAAACCUAUGGAUUGCAGUGAUACAUAAGGCAACUGUUCAGUAGAAGCCAGAGGUACAGGAGGCAUGUUUAAUCAGUCAGGAUUCUCAAACAGUGGCACCAGAAAAUGUUGCAUCUGCUGAAGGUUCAAGGGGGAUGAUGAGCUAAACAUGCUGCGUACAUCUAACAGCACCAGAUGUUUGCUGACAGCUAUUAUGUGUGAAAUCUAUAAGUGAGGGACAUAUCAAUGACACUUUAAAGGAACAAAGUUCAACAACUAUCCCACAAAUAAAGGUUUCAGUGUGAACUUGUGAAAUAGGUGUCAUGUCAGAAGCUCCAUGAAAGAGAAAAAUAAAUUCAAUUCUUAAGAGUGGAUCUGUCUAGACUUCUCAGAGUCAACAAGUGGAAGAACUUCUCACAGUCAAGAGAAGAACGUACUGAAGUUUUGAAUGCUGGAAUUAUUCUUGCAACUAUUUUCCUUAGAAGAUCUUUGGAACUUUCAAGGGCCAGCCAGAAGUUCAAUUCUUUUAACUAAACACACUAUAAUUUUAUUCCUUACUGUCUAAAAUUAUUGCAUAUUUCAGCUUUUGCAAUAAUACUAGAGAAUUUUUAUAAAAUAGACAUAUGCUUAUUCAAGCAGCAGUUCAGUUUCCUGUAGCAAAACAAAAGGGCAGGGGGGGCAGGAAGCCCUCCUUGAAAAACUAGCUGGAAUCUCUUAGGUUUUUCUACAUGUUGGCAUUUUCAGACACUCAUCCUGAGGAUGUGGCAGAAUAAUCAGUAACUGCAAUUGCAAAUAGCAUACCAACACAAGAAUGGAAAUAUGAGGUUGGGGCAAGCGUAACACAGGCUAGCAUGUGCUUCUAAAGGUGUUCAGUGGCAAAUUCUUUGAAAAAAAGACUGUAUGAAGAGGAAAAGCUUAUAGGAACUCUGAAGGUAGCACAGAAGGAGGCAGGCCAAGGAAAAAGACAAAAAUAUAUUUGGAAGACACACAUAUGGGAGAAAUGACUAAUAGGUGAUAAAAACUUCAGCAUUAUGGGGUUAAUGCUAUUUCUCUGAGCUUCUCCAAAAUGUACCAUAAACUACAGUACCAUGAAAUACCACAGCCACAGACCACAAUUUGAUUUUGACAUUUCUUUGUUUCUGUACUAUUUCAUCAUAUAAGUCCCUGAAGCACUUCCAUGCCUAAAAGAAAAUCAUAGGCCUUCCUCUUCCUUUAUAUGCUUUUAAAGUCUUUCGGUAAUUUCUCCCUUGAUUCCUCUUCUUUCUCUACUCAUAUCCAGAAAAUAAUUGCACAAUAGUGUCCUCCUGAUAUGCAGUAUGUGCCCUAGGAGUCCAUGAAAAUGAUUAGAGGGCUGGAGCAUGUCCCGUAUGAGGACAGGCUGAGAGAGUUAGGGUUGUUACGCCUAGAGAAGAGAAGGCUCUACAGAGACCUUACAGCAGCUUUCCAGUACUUAAAGGGGGCUAUAGGAAAACUGGGUAGGGGCCCUUUAUCAGGGAGUGCAGUGACAGGAUGAGGGUUAACGAUUUUAAGCUGAAAUAGGAGAGAUUUACAUUAGAUAUUAGGAAGAAAUUUUUUACUGUGAAGGUGGUGAGGUACUGGAACAGGUUGCCCAGAAAAGUUAUAGAAUCACAGAAUGCCAGGUUGGAAGGAACCUCAGGGAUCAUCUAGUCCAACCUUCCAAGUAAUAUAUAGUUUAAAUGAGAUGGCUCAGAGCCCUGUCAAGUUGAGCCUUAAAAGUGUGCAGUACAGAGGAAUCCACUACUUCCGUGGGGAGAUUAUUCCAAUGUUUAACUGUUCUCAUGGUGAAAAAUUUACUUCUGGAAUACAGUCAGAAUCUCCCUUGGAGCAAAUUACACCCAUUAUGCUUUGUCUUUUCCACAUGACUCCUUGUAAAAAGGGAGUCUCCAUCCUCUUGGUAGACACUCUAUGUACUGGUACAUGGUAAUAAGCUCUCCCCUAAAUCUUCUCUUCCCAACAUUGAACGAACCCAGUUCUCUCAGCCUUACUCUGUAUGGCAGGUUUCCCAGUCCUCUGAUAACCUUAGGGGCCCUUCUCUGGACCCUCUCCAGCCUGUCUGCAUCUUUUUUGUAUAGUGGGGAUCAAAACUGGAUGCAGUACUCCAGGUGCAGCCUGACAAGCACUGAGUAGAAUGGCAUAAUGACUCUUCUAUCUCGGCUGGUGAUGCCCUUCUUGAUGCACUCCAGCAUCCUGUUUGCCUUCUUUGCUGCUGCAGCACACUGUUCACUCACAUUGAGUCUGUUGUCCACCAUGAAGCCUGCAUCCUUCUCAACAGAGCUGCUCUCCAGUCUGAGCUGUACACCAGGGUUAUAUAUUACCAGGUGCAAGACCUUACACUUAUCUCCAUUGAACGUCAUAAGGUUCCUGCUAGCCCACUCUUCCAGGCUGUCCAGGUCUUCCUUGAGGGUAGCUCUUCCCUCUAGAGUGUCAACCUCCCCACUCAACUUGCUGUCAUCUGCAAACUUCACCAGGGAAGUUGUGGAAGCCUCAUCCUUAGAGGUGUUCAAGGCCAGGUUGGAUGCGACUUUAAGUCCACCUAGUCUAGUGGAAGGUGUCCUUCCCAUGGCCAGGGGUUGAUCUUUAAGGUCCCUUUCAACCCAAAUAAUUCUAGGAUUCUAUGAGUGUUUUCUUAAGGGAUGAGUGACAGUUUGGUACAGAAGCAGUGUCCCUUACUCUACACAGCCUACAUGAAACACCAAAAAGAUUAUUGUGCACUGAACAGUGCUGUGACAGAAAGCAGGAAAAAUGGAUAGGUCUGUCAAUACUGUGACUACUACCCAGAAUAAAACAUUUCAAAAGCUUCUGAGCAAAUUUUAGUUCCUGCACUAUGAAUAUAAAUGGAAGAUUUUAAAUGCAAUCCCCAGUCACACAUGGAAAACAAAUGAUUCUCUAAGAUCACUGAGUGGGUGGAAUAAUGCCACAAACAGCUGAGCUGUAAUCCAUGCAUCUCAUACUCAUUUUUAUUUGCCAUAAUAACACAUUCAUUUGCCAAAGACAAUCUGAGCUGGAAGCAUAUAACAUUCAUAUGUAGGUAUUAAACAAUGACUAUUGUCAUUGUAUGCAUCCACUAUAUACCAAAGCUGUUGUACGUAAAAACAAUUUUUUAACAUUGCAGCUAAUUCAUUUACAAAAAAAUAUGAACACGAUUAGCCAGCCAAACAGACCUAAACCCCAGUUAAUAUCAUUGUUGUUUUAUCAUUAACAAUGAAAACAUGUUGCCAAAAUCUGUGUAAUCUUGGAUUUAUUUAGAAAGAUGAGGUCAGAACUGUAGCUUGGGGAAGUUCAAAUGGAAAGGUUCAUCACAUCUGUAGCCUAUAACCAGACAUUUCAAUGCAGUUUGUUAGUUAAAGAAAUGUCAAAGGAAGAGGAUUUCAAUAUAAUUUUCAAGCAUUAAAUAAACACAAGAGAAGCAGUUUUGCAGCAACUUUAAACCAUCCACAAAAGCUUCAAAAGUAUGGCACAAAUAGGCUCUAUGAUCAAUAUAAAUGAAUUUUAACAGAAGAAAUGUUAAUAAUCUAAAUCGUACUCUAAUAUAAAUGUGUUUCAUUCUUAAAAAGUACUACUAGGUACCUUUAAAGUUAGAAGAAACUGCUUUAUAAAUCAGCUUUCUAAGAGGCCCUCUGUAUCAUGACACAUGAUUUAUCACAAUUAGGUUAAAAUUAAUAGCACUGCAUAGAUGUAAAUGGAUAUAAUCUUUGAUUUUUGAGUCUAUAGAAAACAAAUUAUCAACAAAAAUGGAAAACACAUAGCUUGUAGAUAUACAGAUUGAAUUUAGCGUCUUUGAUAUGUAAGAUAAAUGGAAAUGCAUAGCGAUCACCAUACUGAUAUUCCAGCUAAUACAAAUGACAUGUUGAUAGUCCAAGUUAAAUUAUUUAACUAGAUGCAAAUCAGUUAGACAACAUGAUAGAAAAGGCAGUGUAGAUAUAAAAUUUAAUUAUAGCAGAACUGUUUUUUACAAGUUCUUAGCUUUAAACACUAUAAAUACUACUAUGCUUUUAGUUUUGUACUCAAACACAUAAGGAAAACAAAAUCAUAAAAGGAUUUAACAUUUCUGAGUACAGUCCCCAUAAUGGCAGUGACGUGGCUGUGUAUUAUUUAUUCUGGCUUCCUUUCUUUAUUAGCUGCCAAAGUUCAUUCUAACAUUAAAUUAAAUUAUUUCACUAAAAAAACUUGCAUGCUGAUAUUAUUAAGAUUGUGAUUGUAUCCUGUGAUUUAAAAGCCAAGACCAUGACCAAAUACACUUUUUAUUCUUGGCCAAUUGUUCUUUUCCGCCACCAAGUUAGAGAGCAAAUUGUUCUCAUCCUUAUUUAUACAAUCACUUUGUAAAACAAAAGAAAACAUACUGAAGUUUUUAUGGGCUGCAUCAAUGAUUUCCAUUGUAUGUUAUCUGAUUAAACAGUAAAUGCAUUAUUGUCUCAAAACAUCAAAAUACACUUUUUAUUUGGAAAAUAAAAUUUUUCUUUUCCUCUGAUGACAUGGUCACAUGUACUUCCACACAUAUAAUUAGGAAGGACUAAGAUGCUUUUCUGAAUCUAAAGGGGCUCUGUUUUGUCAGCAGACUCAAGUACAUACCAUUUAUGCUAAAACUUGAACACCAUGUUAAUAUCUUGGACCAUGCUUGGGUUUUCUUUUUUGCGUCUGCGGCUCCCCAGACAGAAAGCAAGCUUAGCAGUAAAGGACCUGGGAAUCCUGGUGGACACAAGGUUGAACAUGAGCCAGCAAUGUGCCCUUGCCAUAAAGUAGGUGGAUGCUAUCCAGGGCUACAUUAGGAGAAGAGUUGCCAGGAGGUCAACAAAGGUGAUCUUUUCCCCUUUACUCGGCACUAGUGAGGCCAUACCUGGAGUACUGUAUCCAGUUCUGGGCUCCCCAGUACAAGAGAGACAUGGACACUACAGAGAGAGACCAGCAAUGGGAAAAAAAAAAAAAAAAGAGGAUUAAGGGACUGGAACAUAUUUCCUAUAAGGAAAUGGUGAGAGUACUGCAACUGUUCACCUGGAUAAAGCUCCAGGAGCUGUUACCAAGGUAUAGAAAUACCUGAAGGAUGAGUGCAAAGAAGAUGGACCCAGGUUUUUUCAGUGGUGCCCACUGACAGAGGAGACAGAAGGCAUUGGGCACAAACUGAAACACAAGAGGUGCAUCAGGCAAUGCUUUUUUUCCUAUGAGGGUGACCAAGCACAGGUUGCCCAGGAAGACUGCGGAAGGGUGUUGAGCUGCUGGACCAUGUCCAGAGAAGGGCAACAAAGCCGGUGAAGGGUGUGGAGAAACAAGCUUUAUGAGAAGUGGCUGAUGGGAGUGAGGCUGUUUAGCCUGGCUGAGGGGAAAUUGGUCUGUGAAGGCAGAAGAAACAGCACAAUACCUUGGAUACUGCCAUGUGCCCAGACUGAGCUCUCUACCACAGAUAAUUUCAUUUGAGUUGCUCCUAUUUUUUAAUUUAUGUAGCUGAGAACAAGUCAUAUUCUGGGAUAAAACUUUUAUCUUAGAUGUUUCUCAUUUGUAAAAUAAA
This is a messenger RNA of Cuculus canorus (common cuckoo), 11382 nucleotides long. It is a transcript of the gene LRRC17, whose product is annotated as leucine rich repeat containing 17. NCBI's taxonomy places the organism in Eukaryota, Metazoa, Chordata, Aves, Cuculiformes, Cuculidae. Gene Ontology annotation, molecular function: protein binding. The record is from RefSeq and is a predicted model, not a curated record. Bases 2132 to 3445 code for a protein of 437 amino acids. The transcript is spliced from 5 exons.